AUGGGCACCGGCCACAACCGACCCGGUAUCACCAUUUCGCUGCUUUGUGACGACGAUAGAAGCGAAGCCAACAUGGCGCAACAUCAAUCACUGUCGCGCCGUCGCGCCAACGCCGUUGCUGCCUCUCUACUCGCCUCGUCUGCCAUGAGUAAUCCCGUCUCCGGCCAUGCGCUUCCUCGCCAGACGAGACAAUCGAACUCCAUCGAGCACACUCCGACUUGGCAAACGGAAAUUCUCCCGACACCGCCACCAGCCAUUAUUCCCGAGCUCGUGGGUCGCGAUUUCAACACUGUCUGCGGUUACAUAGGAGGCAACCCCGAUCUGCCCGCGACCUGCCUGGCCGGUUCCCACUGUGUCGUCGACGCUCAGAACAAGGCUAUUGGCUGCUGUCCCGACGGAGGUGACUGUACUACGGGCAUCUUCACCGGCUGUGUCGACCAAAACAACCCCGGCCAUGGUGUCAUCGACCCUCACAUUUAUACUUGUGGUAGUGGCGAUGUUUGUUAUAAGAAUACCUUUGAGGGCGGCUUCUUCCAGUACGGUUGCGGCUCUGCCUCUGACAUGGCUACUACGGUAGUUCUUACGGCCUCGGGCCGACCUUCUAUCGCUUACACAACUGUAUCCGUUUCUCUGCGCCCUACCAUGACUCUGGCCUCGGAAACGAGCAGUGAUGGCAAAGGCCCUAGUAGCACACUCGGCCGCGAAAGUAAGCCCACUGGCAGUGAUCCUGCACAAAAUGACGGAGGAAUCAGUCAUACUAGUGCCAUUGUCGGUGGCGUUGUUGGUGGUCUUCUGGCUCUCGCGCUCUUACUAGCCCUCGGCAUCUUCCUCUGGCGCCGCAAAAGACAGUCCAGGACUCCCCAAGCCGAAGAGGAGCCCAAGUCUAUCAGCCCGGAUGAUGACUACGAAGACCCGGACGACAUGACUGACACGCGUCCCGCGCCUCAGCCACCAGGACCCAGAAAUCACCACCAUGAAGACACAGAAGACUCCGAGUCAUGGCCUAUCCCUCCUGCAAUAAAGGGCGGCAUUAUUGGUGUCGCUAAUACCACCACGGAAACUGAUCAGACUCCUCUGACGCAGGAGAGUGACCUCGACCCUACCAAUAACAUUGUGGAAAUUUCCUCUGUCGACACUGGCAGUGUGCCCCGCCGUGGUGGUGAGCGUCCAUUCUGGCAGCAGACUGGCGGUGGCCGCAGCCGAAACCUGACUCGAUCGUGA
Cordyceps militaris CM01 is the source of this 1221-nucleotide messenger RNA. RefSeq lists its product as uncharacterized. The transcript has 3 exons. Bases 1 to 1221 code for a protein of 406 amino acids. The record is from RefSeq and is a predicted model, not a curated record. Lineage: Eukaryota; Fungi; Ascomycota; Sordariomycetes; Hypocreales; Cordycipitaceae.